AUAAACCUUAUAGUAUCCCUCUUUAUAAAUUCUUUCAUUGCUCUACUAUUAAUUUCCGUAGCAUUUUGACUACCCCAGCUAAACGUGUAUGCUGAAAAAGCAAGUCCUUACGAAUGCGGCUUUGAUCCUAUAGGAUCUGCUCGCCUACCAUUCUCAAUAAAAUUUUUUCUUGUUGCAAUUACAUUUCUUCUAUUUGAUCUAGAGAUUGCUCUUCUUCUCCCCCUCCCCUGAGCCUCCCAAACAAACAAUCUUAAUCUUAUAUUAACUAUAGCCUUACUUUUAGUCUUAAUUCUCACUCUCGGACUAGCCUAUGAAUGAGUUCAAAAGGGCCUAGAAUGAAUUGAAUA
Molecule: messenger RNA, 347 nt
Organism: Ictidomys tridecemlineatus (thirteen-lined ground squirrel)
Lineage: Eukaryota; Metazoa; Chordata; Mammalia; Rodentia; Sciuridae
Source: the annotation of a RefSeq genome assembly